Molecule: messenger RNA, 1890 nt
Organism: Rubroshorea leprosula
Lineage: Eukaryota; Viridiplantae; Streptophyta; Magnoliopsida; Malvales; Dipterocarpaceae
Source: the annotation of a GenBank genome assembly
UCAUAAUAGCCUCAUCAUUCAUGUGAGUUGCUCGCAGUAUCGUAUUCCGCCGAUCGUAGCCGCCUCUCCAUAAUCCAAUUUCUAGGGUUCUUCUCGUAUUCUCCUCAGUCUUCAAUCUUGAAUUUUGAUUAACCUAUUUUCUGUUGAAUUCGAACGUAUUAUUGUUAGCUGCGAUUCAUAGAUAUCCAAGAUUUGAAUUUGUGAGAUCUGAAUGAUUAAUGGAGUCUAAAGGUGGGAAAAAGAAGUCUAGUAGUAGUAAAUCAUUAUUCUACGAAGCUCCUCUGGGUUACAGCAUCGAAGACGUCAGACCAAACGGUGGAAUCAAGAAGUUCAGAUCUGCUGCAUACUCCAACUGCGCUCGCAAGCCAUCCUGAUAUCCCUAAGUGAGCCCUCAGACCACACUUAGUGGUCAAUAAGUUUUUACUUUUGCCAUAUUUCGUUUUAGAUCCUCUUCUUCAAUCAUCUCUUCCUCUUUUCGGCUCUCUUCGUGACUGCAAUUUCUUUACAACUGCCAAAAUCUUUGUUUAGUGUCUGUGGAACGAUUUAAACUGUGAUUGUACCCCAUGGUUGACAUGGCCAUGGCAGUGUCUGCAAUUGGAUUUGAAGGUUAUGAAAAGAGGCUGGAAAUUUCAUUUUUUGAGCCUGGCAUCUUUGUUGAUCCUGAAGGCAAGGGCCUUCAAUUGCUGUCAAAAGACCAGCUGGACGAGAUACUAGGACCUGCUCAGUGCACUAUUGUGUCUUCGUUGUCAAAUGAGCAUGUUGACUCAUAUGUCCUUUCUGAGUCCAGCCUCUUUGUUUAUCCUUACAAGAUCAUCAUCAAAACCUGUGGGACUACAAAGUUACUGCUGUCAAUCCCACCCAUCCUUAGGUUGGCUGGCUUUCUUUCCCUUGCUGUGAAAUCUGUGAGGUAUACCCGUGGCAGCUUUAUCUUUCCAGGAGCCCAGUCAUAUCCUCAUCGCAGCUUCUCAGAAGAAGUUGCUGUCCUUGAUAGCUAUUUUGGCAAGCUUGGCUCAGGCAGCAAGGCUUAUGUAAUGGGUGGGUUGGAUAAGCCACAGAAAUGGCAUGUUUACUCUGCUUCUGCUGAGUCAGUAAUCUCCUCUGACCCUGUUUACACUCUGGAGAUGUGCAUGACUGGUUUGGACAGGGAAAUGGCUUCAGUUUUCUACAAAGAGCAAUCAGGUUCUGCUGCUACAAUGACCAUUAAUUCUGGGAUAAGGAAGAUUCUGCCAGAUUCAGAGAUAUGUGAUUUUGAGUUUGAUCCCUGUGGUUACUCAAUGAAUGCAAUUGAAGGAGUUGCAAUUUCUACCAUUCAUGUUACCCCAGAAGAUGGUUUUAGUUAUGCAAGCUUUGAAGCAGUAGGAUACAAUCCAAGAGAUGUGAAUCUGGAGCAACUGGUUGAGAGGGUGUUAGUUUGUUUCAAACCAAGUGAGUUCUCUAUUGCUGUGCAUGCUGAUGUUACAAGCAAGUCACUUGAGCAGACCUGUCAGCUGGAUGUAAAGGCUUACUGUUGCGGAGAGAGAAGCCUUGAAGGGCUUGGAAUGGGUGGUUCCAUGAUCUACCAGAAGUUCACCCGAACUGGGGCCUGUGGAUCGCCUAGGUCAACUCUGCGAUGCUGCUGGAAAGAGGAAGAAGAGGAAGAAGAAUAGUUCAAUAGACUAUGUCCUUAACCAACUUAUGUUGUUUCUAUUAAAUAAAUUUGCUUCUCAGGCAUUGCUUGAUGAUAGCAUCAUCGUGUCUUUUAGUUAUGUCAAGACAGUCAAGUAUUUUACUGUCAGUCUUGUGGCAGAACUUGUUAGUUAAGUUUCUAUCAUGAGUGGUGGUGUUAUUGGUAUUUGCUAUUGUAUUGAAAACUAUGUUUCUGUUGAAUUUGAGUUUCUAUAUAUUUAUUUA